AUGUACACCCCAACAGCAGCAGCAAGAGCAGCAGCAGCAGCAGCGAGAGCAGCAGCAGCAGCAGCAGUAGAAGCAACAGCAGGUCCAUCAGCAGCAGCAAUAGCAACAGCAGGUGCAGCAGCAAGUGCAGCAGCAGCAGCAGCAAGCGCAGCAGCAAAAAACGCAGCAGCAGCAGGUACAGCAGCAGCAGCAGGUACAGCAGUAAUAGCAGGUGCAGCUACAGCAGCAGCAGCAGCAGCAGCAGCAGCAAGUGCAGCUGCAGCAACAGGUGCAGCUGCAACAGCAGUAGCAGCUGCAGGUGCAGCAGUAGCAGCAACAACAACAGGAUCAGCAGCAAGUGCUGCAGCAGCAGCACGAGCAGCAACAGGCAGCGCAGCAGCAACAGGAGCAGCAGCAACUGCAGCAGCAACACCAGCAGAAGCCGAAGUAGAAGCAGCAGCAGCAGCAGCAGCAAAAGCAGCAGCAGGAGCAGCAGCAGCGGUAGCAGCGGCAGGAGUCGCAGCAAAAGCUGCAUCAGGAAGAGCAGCAGGAGCAGCAGCAGGAGCAGCAGCAGGAGCAGCAGCAGCAGCAGCAGCAGCAACAGCAGCAGCAGCAGCAGCAGCAGCAGCAGCAGCAGCAUGCAUUCAGCAGCGUCUGUCUCUCCUGCCGCCGCAAUCGAAGGCUGGGCGGUAG
Eimeria mitis is the source of this 672-nucleotide messenger RNA. RefSeq lists its product as uncharacterized. NCBI's taxonomy places the organism in Eukaryota, Apicomplexa, Conoidasida, Eucoccidiorida, Eimeriidae. Bases 1 to 672 code for a protein of 223 amino acids. The transcript is spliced from 2 exons. The record is from RefSeq and is a predicted model, not a curated record.